ACAAACACUUUCGCUCUAUUUUGAGCCCAACCAGCUGGCAAAGGCCCCUUCAGUUUCAGUGUGCUUUAGUCGCUCAGUGGAAUCGGAUCCCUUCUCGUUUAGUUCGCUCGCUCGUUUCGUCGUGACCGUCGCAUUGAAGUUUCCGUAAACUGUAAGUUGUGAAGACGUGCCCUAGAAGAGAGAAAUUUGUGCGUUCGUCGAUCGAACCGGAACAAGUUUGCAAAUUUUCCGGCUACCGGACCAGUGAAAGCAAAAAAAAACACACAAUGGACAAUAAAGGCCAACCUUACCCGGCGCACGCACCCGGAUUCAUUCCCGUUCCGAACCAGCCACCGCCACAGCACCCGACCGGUUAUCCACAUCCACCUCCUCAGCAGAGCUAUUGCCCACCCUCCGCCUCCACCGCCUUACGAUGCGAACGCCAACAUGAUUCCACCGACCGGUGCCCAUCCACAGACCACCUAUGUGCACACAAUUGUCGCAGCACCUCAGGUAGGCCCCGAUCCGGCUUCAAUAACCUGUCCUUCCUGCCAGAAACACAUCGUAACCAGACUGGAUUAUGAAACGUCGACCAAAACUCACAUCUUCGCUGGACUGCUGUGCCUUUUCAUCUGCUGGCCCUGCUUCUGGAUUCCGUACGUGAUAGAUUCGUGCAAGAAUGCCAACCACUACUGCCCCAACUGUGGAGCCUACAUUGGAACCUACCGGGGAUAAUUUUUGCAACGGCCAAAACGACGACUGAUCAACUGUUGGCAGGAAAGUGUUGCAGACUAGAAACAAUAAAUAAUCGGUGACGUUGGAGUAUGUGCAAUCGAGCGGACUGAGAAGUUGCAUGCUGCUGCAAAAGGAGCAAGAUAGAGGAAUGCAUUUAGCGAGAAAAGUUUACGAGAUCGAGAAGCUGAGCAAUAGAAUGAAAAUGUUGCUAUCAAAACGUCUAGUAUGAAACUUUCAAUCAAACCGUAACCAAACAAAUUCAUUUUUGUAGAAAUAAGCCACUUGAAAGCUGUGUUAUGUAUUAUACAAAUGAUUUGGUGAAUAAAUUGCCAUAUAUAUGUGUA
Messenger RNA from Aedes aegypti (yellow fever mosquito), 1058 nucleotides. Its product is annotated as lipopolysaccharide-induced tumor necrosis factor-alpha factor homolog. Lineage: Eukaryota; Metazoa; Arthropoda; Insecta; Diptera; Culicidae. The transcript has 5 exons. Bases 427 to 714 code for a protein of 95 amino acids. Gene Ontology annotation, molecular function: zinc ion binding. The record is from RefSeq and is a predicted model, not a curated record.